Columba livia (rock pigeon) is the source of this 1484-nucleotide messenger RNA. RefSeq names its product alpha-1-antiproteinase 2. The coding region runs from base 170 to 1432 and encodes 420 amino acids. The transcript is spliced from 5 exons. Lineage: Eukaryota; Metazoa; Chordata; Aves; Columbiformes; Columbidae. Gene Ontology annotation, molecular function: serine-type endopeptidase inhibitor activity. Gene Ontology annotation, biological process: negative regulation of endopeptidase activity. The record is from RefSeq and is a predicted model, not a curated record.
CUCUGUACCAUUCCUAAAGUAAUAACACUUGUCUGCCCUGGUUAAUGUUUUCUAGCAGACGCUUUGCUUUCAUAAUGCUAUUUAACAGUAUAAAUAAGAGGGGGAGCUGCAGGGUAGUCCUAGUGAAGACAGCAGGAUCUUUGGAAGCUGCUGAUUUUAAUGCAAGAAGAUGAAGACUACUUUCUACAUAAGUUUGCUACUGGCCGGGCUUCAAGCUCUUGCCCAUGGCCAGCUCCCACCCAACCACCGCAAUGGACAUGAUUCAAAUGAACAUAAACACCACAUGCAUCACAGAGGUGAAGCGGAUGCUUGCCUCAAACUAGUACCAAACAAUGCUGACUUUGCAUUUCAAUUUUUUAAAGAGGUUACACUGGAGGCACCUAAUAAGAACAUUUUCUUCUCUCCUGUAAGCAUCUCCACUGCAUUUGCAAUGCUGGCCCUAGGGGCUAGAUCAACCACUCAGACUCAGAUCUUGGAAGGACUCACCUUCAACCUUACAGACAUUCAGGAGAAAGAGAUACAUGAAGGCUUUCACAACCUUAUUCACAUGCUGAGCCAUCCUGAGAACGGGGUCCAUCUCAACAUGGGGAAUGCCAUCUUUCUAAAAGAGAAGCUGAAACCUCUACAAAAGUUUGUAGAUGAUGCCAAAGCUCUGUAUCAGCUGGAGGCUUUUACCACAGACUUCAACAAUCCCAGGGAGGCUGAGAAGCAGAUCAAUGAUUAUAUAGAGAGGAAAACACAUGGGAAAAUUACUAAUUUGGUCAAGGACCUUGAUCCACAGGCUGUAAUGCUUCUGGCUAGCUUUGUUUUCUUUAAAGGCAACUGGGAACAACCUUUUGAACCAGAGCACACUGAAGUAAGGGAGUUCUUUGUGGAUGCUGAAACUACUGUGAAAGUCCCUAUGAUGUACCAGACGGGCAGAUUUGACUUCUAUUUUGAUGAGGAGCUGUCAUGCACGGUGGUACGGCUUCAUUAUAAUGGGAGUGCUACUGCAUUUCUGGUUCUGCCAGCAAAAGGAAAAAUGAAGCACUUAGAGCAAACUCUGGUUAAGGAAACCAUCCAGGAGUGGUCAGACCGUCUUUUCCAAAGCCUGAUGAGCCUCUACUUCCCCAAAUUUUCUAUUUCUGGGAGCUAUGAAAUAACAAAUACCCUUAGGAAGAUGGGAAUUGUGGAUGUGUUCACUGACCAGGCAGAUCUCUCAGGUAUCACCGGUGCCCCGGAGCUGAAGGUUUCUAAAGUUGUUCAUAAGGCUGCUCUGGAUGUUGACGAGACAGGUACUGAGGCAGCAGCAGCAACUGCUGCUGAAAUAGUGACAAUGUCUCUUCCUCCCACCAUUGAAUUCAACCGUCCCUUCCUCAUGCUGAUUUUUGACAGAGAUACAAACAGUACACUCUUCAUAGGAAAAAUAGUUAACCCAGCAGUUACUAGCUGAAGUGACAUGAAUUCUGCUUGCUGUUAAUGAUUAAAGAAGAUGCAAAAAUGCA